UUCCCUCUAAUAGUUUUUCAACUUUCAUGGACCGAAAGUAAUGUAUUGUACAAUGUUUCUGGGUUACAGUGUAACGUAAAAGAUUGAACUCCCUUUUCCAAGUUAGGUUCAUUUCAAGUGGUGGUGACUUCUUCCUUUUGGUGCGGUCAUCAUAACGCUCCCACACAUAAAAUCUCAUGUACACAUCCCCAUUUCUCUUCCUUUCUCUUCCUCUUCACUUUCUCUCUCACCACUUUAUUUCAUUUCACACUCUCCUCCACCACUACCCAGUUUUUGCCCCCAAAAUGGCAAAGACCUUCCAAAUUCUACUCUCAAUGAUGCUUCUUCACUUGAUUUACGCUUCUACUGCGAAGGCGGCAAGGCUAACUGUCACGAAUAAGGAGCAGAUAGAGUGUACGCUGUGUGACGCUUGCGAGAACCCGUGUCAACCACCUAUAACUUAUGCAUCUCCACCACCACCACCAACACCUUCACCACCUCCGCCCACACCAACAAACGAUUGUCCACCACCGCCGUCUCAAAGUACUCCAACAUAUUACUACUCACCGCCACCUCCAUCAAAUAAUCCAACUCCAACUUACACUUACUCUUCACCACCACCACCAGGUCAAGCUAUAGGUGGAUUAGCCAAACCACCACCUAAUGGUUAUAGCUUAUAUCCUGGACCACCACCACCUAAUCCGAUCGUACCUUACUUUCCAUUUUACUAUCAUGCUCCUCCGCCACCUCAAUUCUCUUCAGCAAAUUUGAUUGCAAUCAAAAACUGUUUUUCAUUGAUAUCUAUUGUUUCGGUUACUAUUUGCUAUUUUUAGUAAGUAAUUAUAGAUCUGAAGUUCCCCAAAUUACCCCUUCAAGGAAACUUAUUUAAUCGGCAGCAUUUUUAGCAUGGAAUAGAGCCAUGAACGCGAUUGAAGCACGGUUUAGGGCUUCAAAUUCGUUCUACCACGAUGGUGAUUAUCGAUCAAGUGCAUAAGAAAUCCACGGCUGAUGAUGUUAGUAUUGGUUAGAAACGAAUAAUCUGUAAUUUUCUAUAUAUUUCUUGCCCUUAUUGUCAUUUAACUGUUAUUACACAAAUAAUGCAAAAUUAUAGAAAAAUUCUUCUUUUGCUGUGGGAUUCAACUUUAA
Molecule: messenger RNA, 1125 nt
Organism: Papaver somniferum (opium poppy)
Lineage: Eukaryota; Viridiplantae; Streptophyta; Magnoliopsida; Ranunculales; Papaveraceae
Product: pollen-specific leucine-rich repeat extensin-like protein 3
Exons: 1
Coding region: 177-812 (211 amino acids)
Source: RefSeq, a predicted model, not a curated record